Amblyraja radiata (thorny skate) is the source of this 7361-nucleotide messenger RNA. RefSeq names its product bcl9 like (gene bcl9l). Gene Ontology annotation, molecular function: beta-catenin binding; transcription coactivator activity. The coding region runs from base 616 to 5439 and encodes 1607 amino acids. NCBI's taxonomy places the organism in Eukaryota, Metazoa, Chordata, Chondrichthyes, Rajiformes, Rajidae. The record is from RefSeq and is a predicted model, not a curated record. Gene Ontology annotation, cellular component: beta-catenin-TCF complex. The transcript has 10 exons. Gene Ontology annotation, biological process: canonical Wnt signaling pathway; positive regulation of transcription by RNA polymerase II; negative regulation of transforming growth factor beta receptor signaling pathway.
GGAGUGGCCACAGCAAUGCUGUGUGUGUGUGCGCUGGUGAGCUUGUGUUGUAGUGAGCGCCGUGCUCAGUGUGUGGGGCUGUGCUGAGUCCUGGUGCCGCUUGGAGCUGCUGUGAGAGGGAGCGAGGACUCUUAUUGUGACACGGCGGCUCCCCUCAGCCCCUUCCUCGCUCAUCCAUACUCGCUGCCGUUUGACAACAACAGACUAAGCAGCGGCGCCGAGCAGCGGGAGAGAGAGAGAGAGUGAGAGGGAGUGAGUGAGAGAGUGAGGGAGUGAGAGGAGGGGGUGAUCUAGGGCUGCCCUCGGAGGUUCGGGUUAAGGAUUGUCCCUGUGGUGGGGGGCGGCGGGAGGAGCAGGGACGCCGCCGCCGCCGCCGCUGCCGAGUUGUGGCCGAGCCCGGGGCCCCGGUCAUGGGCCACGGGAGGAGGAGGAGGCCGAGGCCGCGCACAGCGAGCAACAUGAGGCGGCUCGCCAGCGGCGCCCCAGACCAGUGAGGACCCAGCACACUGCGGGAGGAAGGAGAAUGUUUUACUAUCCGGCUCUCUCAUCGCUCACCGCUUGCUUUCCAACUGCAUAAGAAACUGCCUGAUUGGAGUAUCUUCAUGAGCGCAGGAGAUGAGAGAGUACCGGCAACAAGAGCAGGCUGACCCUCAGCGGGUUCCCUCCGUGCCACAGGAGCUCCCCAUCCUGGAGCAGUUCGUUUGUCAGAAGAAAAACAAGAAGGAGAAGACUCGGCUGGCCGACAGUAAAAUGUUGGCCGGUUCGCAGAAGCCAGCCCGGGCCCAGAAGAACUCGAGCCCCAACAAGCACUUAAAGAGCCCGGGCUCACCGGGCAUGAUGUCCCACAGCCCCGGCACACUUCAUUCGGGCUGCUCCAAGCCCCGCGGUCUGAAGAGCCCGCCGCUGGCCGACACACAAAGGUUUUCCGAAAACAGUCUGAAAAUAAAGCACGAGACGGAAAUCCGGAUCCCACCAGUGCCGUCGCCAAAGGCCGUGAGCAAUCAAAUGCACCCGGACACGAAGCUGCCCAACCACGGCAAGCCGGUCAACAGCAAUGCUCCAGCUCCCAACGCCAGCCAAGGAACGCCCGGCGGCCUGGGCUCGAAGGCCACGGGAGCCGGCAGCCACGGCGGCAAGUCGAGCCAGAUCUCCCCCGGCAACUCUGGGCUGAAGGGCUCCCAGAACUCGGUGCCCCCCAACCUCGGAGCUUUGAAAGGGAAGGUGAAGCGGGAGCGGAGCAUCUCGGUGGAUUCCGGAGACCAGCGGGACCCAGGCACGUCGGUCAACGACACCGAAUCCAAAGAUGGCCCCCCACGGAGCAAGCGGCGCUGUGUUCUGGAACGCAAGCAGCCCUACAGCGGGGACGAGUGGUACUCGGGACCGGACAGCGAAGACGAGGAUAAACCCAGAGUGGCGGCGCUCAAUUGCACUGUGGUGGAGGCGGCUCUCUCGGGGGCUGUCCACCCCUCCCCCAGCUCCAACCCCCUGCCCACGGUCAGCGAGAGUGCACCGGCCAGCGUUCCUCACAACCCUGCAGGCGGGUCCUGCCUGCGCCCCGACACCGGCAACCCACGGAACCCCAGCAAACCACCGUCCCAGUUUGUGUACGUCUUCACCACGAACCUGGCCAACAUGGCUGCAGAGGCUGUGAUCCAGGGCCGGUCAGAUUCCAUCGUGGCGUAUCACACGCACAAUGUACCUCGCACAAAACUGGAUCAAGUGUACAAUCAGAAGGCCUCCCAUGCCGCCCAGAAAGGGUCUGGGCUUCAGGAGCAGCUGUCCCGCAACAGGCCUCCGUCUCGCCCCCCCCAGCCCCAACAGCAGGGUCAGCAGUGCUUGCAGCCCCCCAGCUCGAUGCCGCAGGAGGGGGGAGCCGGACUCGAACCCCUGCUCUCGGACAUGGGCUCCAAACCGAUGGAGAGCAACGGCGGGGCCGGCAACCAGCCGGGGGGCGGUCACCCCAACGUCGGCAACGCGCCCGCCAACCCGCACCAGGGGGCGCCGGUCGACCCGGCCAAUGGCGGCGGCGUGGAGGCCAACAAUCCCAACGACAACAGUUCGCUGGUCAUGAACCUUCACCCCAACACGGAGGGCUUGUCCAAGGAACAACUCGAGCACAGGGAGCGUUCCUUGCAGACGCUGAGGGACAUCGAGAGGCUCUUGUUGCGCAGCAGCGAGGGCGAAUUCUCCAUGAAGGGCAACUGCGGCCCCAACGGCCAAGGGGAUGGACAACAGGUCAUGAAGAAGCCAGAGGAGCCUCUGCAGUCGAUGAUUUCCCAAGCACAGGCGUUGGGGGUGGAUGGGCCAAACAUGGAGCAGGAGUCGAUGCACCAUCAGGAGGUAAUGCAACACGACCCGAUGGGGCAACAGGUGACCAUGAUGAUGAAUCCCGUCAACCAGGACAACCUGACCCCAGAGCAGGUGGCCUGGAGGAAGCUUCAGGAGGACUUCUACGAAGAGAAGAGGAGGAAACAGGAGCAGGCGGUGGUUCAACAACGGACGAUGCAGGAGAUGAUGAUGCAGAGGCCCAUGGGGGGCAUGAUAGUACGGGGGCCCCCCCCUCCCUACCACAGCAAAGCCGGGGACCAAUGGCCCUCGGGUAUGGGCAACAGGUUCGCGGGCCCCAUGGACGUUCCCGAUCCCAUGCAGCCCCGAGGCACCGCCCCCUUCUCAGGCCCGCGCUUCCCCAACAGCCAGAUGCAGCGGGUGGGCGGGUACGGGGCCAUGCAGAACAUACCGAUGGAAGCUCUGGGCGCCAUGAAUCCAAUGCAAAGGACUGUGCGGCCCGGGAUGGCCUGGCCGGACGACAUGCCACCGAUGGGGAGCGGGGGGGGGAACUUCCCCCAAGGAGGCAUGCCCUACCACCCAGGGCAGGGCGACCCUGAGAGGUUCAUGAACCCGAGGGCCAGGGAGGAGUUGUUGAGGCAGCAGCUGAUGGAAAAGAGAUCGAUGAGCAUGCAGCGCCCGCUGAACAUGAGUAACGCCAACACCAUGAGCCAAGGGAUGGAGAUGGAGCGAAUGUUGCAGGCACAGAGACAGAUGGAGCCGGGGGCCAUCUCGGGGAUGUUCCCCGGACCUGGGGACAACGUGAGUGGAAACCCCAUGGGUCUGGACUUUGUGGGGCCGAGGGGCAUGUUGAGCCCCCCCCUGGGGCAGGCAGGACCUGUGCGUGACAUGGACCCGUCAAUGGGCCCCGGUAACGUCAACAUGAACAUGAAUGUAAAUAUGAACAUGAACAUGAACCUCAACGUCCAGAUGACGCCUCAGCAGCAGAUGAUGAUGUCGCAGAAGAUGCGGGCGCAGGAGAUGAUGUCCCACCAGGUGUUGACCGCGGAGGAGAUAGCCCGCGUCAGAGCCCAGAACGGUAGCGGGAUGCUGGGUGACCCUCAGAAGAUGCUGAUGCAGUCGCCGUUCCCAAACCACGGACAGCAGGGUUUUCCCGGUGGACAGGGGCAGUAUUCCAAUAUGUCUCAGGAAGUCAACAGCAUGGGGAACCCUGGGGAGAUGUUCAGCCCUGAGCAGGGGGGGCCCAUGGCCGUGAGUAGCAUGGGUAACACGGCCAGACUCAGUCACAUGCAUAUGACGCCGACUUCAAACCAGUCCAGUAACCAUGGCAAUGUGGCUACCAUGCUUCCAGUGUCCCAACGGGGCUUAGGCCGAAGACCUUCAGACCUCACCAUCAACAUCAACCAGAUGAAUUCCCCCAACAUGGGUCACCUCAAGUCACCGACCAUCAGCCAGGUUCACUCCCCUCUCGUCAGUUCCCCCUCUGCCAACCUCAAGUCUCCUCAGACACCAUCUCAGCUGGCCAGCCUGACAUCCUCCAACGCCUCGGGCCCCAUCAAGUCCCCCCAGGUCCUGAGCUCGGCGCUUCCCGUUCGCUCCCCGGCGAGCUCGCCCAGUCGGCUAAAGUCGCCGUCGAUGUCCGUCGCCUCGCCGGGGUGGAGCUCGUCGCCCAAGACCACCCUCCCGAGCCCCGUCAUCAGUCAGGGUAAACAGCCCAUGAGCCUGAACUCUUCAGCCCCUCUGGGGAACAUUGAGCAAGGCCCCAUCGUCUCCGCUUCGCGCCCCGGCCCCGGAUUACCGUACAACUCUCCGGAUUCAACGCCCUCGCAGAACCCCCUGUCGCUGAUGAUGUCUCAGAUGUCCAAGUACGCCAUGCCGAGCUCCACGCCACUCUACCACGAUGCGAUUAAGACCAUCGCCACUUCCGAUGACGAGCUGGCCCCAGAGAGGUCAAUGUCCAUGAUCCAGCCCUCUGGGUUAAGUGGGGGCCAGAACCCACAGCAGCACCUGGUGUCUCAGAGUGUGGUGGGGCCAGGAUCUGCCAACAGCCCGCUGGCGAUGGGCAUGGUGGGCCAGCCCCUGUCGCAUGAACCACCGCAGUCCAUGAUGCCAUCGCCGGGCAUGAUGGGCCCCAGCAUCGGCAUGCACGAGGGCCACGGAGCGGGCAUGGGCGUGCAGAGCCCCAUGAUGGUGCACCCGUCCCAGGACUCGCUGGGCCCGCUGAGUGGCGGCGGCUCCCAGAUGCUACCUCAGAACCCCAUGGUCCUCCAGCGGAUGCAGCACCAGCCCCACAACCCCCUGCAGUCCCCGGGCUCCGGGAUGCAGCAGGUCUACCCUCCUGGGAUGGCCAUGUCCCACGAUGACGGGGUCCCACCGCACGGGGUCCCCACCGGACCGUCUCCCGUCUCGCAGCAACAGCAGCAGCAGCCUCCGCCUCCCCCGCCUCCGCACCUGAUGACCAAGGGCGUGUCGGUCCGCUCGGUGGCCGAAAGCUACCAGCUCUCGGGCGUGGCCUCGGUCCUCAACGACCCCGAGCUUCAGGACGUGAUACGGCCGUCGGCCAGCGGCAUCCCCGAGUUCAACCUGUCGCGCAUCAUUCCCUCGGAGAGGCCCAGCAGCACGCUGCAGUACUUCCCCAAAGGUGAACCGCAGGUGCCCAAAGCCCCGUCUUCCAACCCUCACCUUAUGAACCUUCACAGCAUGAUGCUGGAGCAGGGCGCUCCCGGUCGACCCAGCCUUGCCGGACAGCAACAACAACAGCAGCAGCAUCAUCAGCAGCAGGUGGUGCAGAGGGGCCUGAGCAUGCACAUAUUCCACCCGGGGCAGGUGCCGGGGCCCAUGAUGGCAAGGACAGGCAUGCCGGGCCAACACAGCGUGAUGGGCAACAGCCUACACCAGGUCCUCAUGUCUCCGCAGCAGAGCUUGAUGGCCCAACAGAACAUGAUGCUCCAAGCCAAGCAGAGGAGCCUCUCCCUCUCGGGGGAGAUGUACGGGCAGGGGGGACACAUGCUGCCCCCUCAGGUGGGCGUUCUGGCUGCGCCGCCCCACCAAAGUAUGAUGUUCCCCCAGCAGUUAAGACAGAGGAGCAUGUCCUUAGAUACGCCCAUCACCUUUGUACCCGGGCCCGGAAACGCUGCCAACAUGCCCUUCUAAGCUCCUCUCAUCGACUUUUCGUACAAUUAGGGUUUAUGCAAGUCACGGAGCUACAGUGGUGGGAAAAAUUGAAAAAAUAAUAAUUUUAUUACGAAAAGUGAGGCCCAGAAAACUGAGGAGACGAAGAGUUUAUACCGAGGAGGGGCUGGGAGGUGGGGGGGGGGGGGGGGGGGGAGGGGGGGAAAUGGGGGGGGGAGUCAAAGAUUAUUUUUUAACAGAGUGAGCUCGGCCGAAAGACUUCCAGACAUUUGCGUUUUCCAUUUAAAUUUUUUUAUUUCUCUCUCAGUCUCUCUCUCUUUCUCUCUCUCUCUCUCUCUCUCCUUCUCCCUCUCUCCUUUUGGUUUCCUCGUCCGCUGUUGUGCAAAGGGAUUUCAUUAAUGCUGUAAAUAUACCGCCUCAGUCUGUGAUUUUGUUUUUACGGUUCCUGUAACUCUGUGUUUUCGCUCGAGAACCAUCCAGAACUGUGACAGGGAAAUUCCAGGAAGGGUCUCUUCCACAAGAAGGGUUGCCAGUCUUGUCAGGGUCCCACUCCCCUCCCUGCAGCUGCCCAGUGUCCUGUAUCAUAGAAACAUAGAAAAUAGGUGCAGGAGGAGGCCAUUCGGCCCUUCGAGCCAGCACCGCCCUGCCAUCUCUUCGCCAGACUGAGGACAAACCGUUCACACUCAGCCUGUGUUUCAAUGUGUGGGAUUAGAAACAUCAGCUCCAGAGCUGAGGAAACAUAUAGUGUCUCUCUGGGACUGAUUCAAUCGAGGUUUUAUCUCUGUUCCGGGGUGCGUGCAGGAUAGACGGGGCCUCGCAGUUACCGGGGUUGGGCGGGUGGGUAGGUUGGGCGGGUGGAGAGGGGAGGGAUGGAUUGGGGAGGAGGUUCACCUGGAACGCAGCAGAAGGUUUCUGGAGACCAGUGUUGCAAGCAGACCAGGUAGACACAAAAUGACGGAGUAACUGGGAGUAGACCAGUUGGGGCAGAAACCAGACCUCCUCUUCCCGUCUCUUAGGGUUUCCCGAAAGGCGUGGUGGGUGAGGUUAAACUUCAGUGCCCCCAAAGAAAAACACAAAAUCUAAAGAGCUUUGAUGGCAAAUGAACCGAUGAGUGGGUGGCAGGGAGAAAGGUGUGUGGUGUUGCCUGAAAUGGCGGCCAGUUCCUCCAGGUGUCACUCCACGAACUCCGCAGACUGCCGACUGUUUCUGCCACCAGGUUGGAAGGACCCGAGGAAUCAACAAGAUGGGCGACCGCUCCUCACCUGCGAGCACACCUGGAUGGGUGGGAAGGGCAGCAAGAGGGUGCAGGCCGCUUCACUGAUGGGGGAGGGGGGGGGGGAGGGGUUUACAGGUGAAUGGAGUCACGGGACACCUGCCCGAAACAUAGCACAAAUCCGGAGGAGCCCUGAACUAAAGCACGGGGGCUUGUUAAUCGCAGUCAGCCAGCAGCCCACAACUACCCAUCAAUUGAUCCAUCUGAAGGGUUUGUACCGCAGCUGAGUACCGCCCCAGCUCCCAGCUGCAAUGACAACCCGCUUGCUCAACCUCAGCCCACAACAUCUUCCCCUCAGCCUCGGUGUUUCAGCUGCUCUCCGCGAGGCUUCCACCAGUUUUGUCCGAGAACACGCUGUCCCAUUGGCCGUUGGUGGUUGGAAGAGGAAGGGCUUGCAGGGCUGGGGUUUGGGGCCUGAUCUCAUCGUACAUCAUUCUCUGGAGAUGUACCUGAGGGGAGGGGGGUCUCCCAGAGGGAGGGGGGACUUGGGAGGGAGGGAGACAAACAUGACAUGGGGUUUCUGCCAGGGAAGGGUUUCUUGGACAGAUUUAAGUCACAGAUCUUCAUUUGAAACUUUUUUUGCACCUUUUUGGUCCAGAGGCUGGUUUUUGUUUUUGUUUAUAUAAUACAGACAUUCAUAAAAUAAAUGAAAUUUAAAAAAAAAAAAAAA